AGCCACCCAGCUGCUCCCUCACUGGCCUUUUCUUAAUCAUUCUUCUCAAUCUUUCUGCAGCCUACUAUGCUGAUCACCUUCUUCUUUUGAAGAAAGCCACUGUUACUGCAAACUUGAGUAGGCAGAGGAGAAAUAAGAUGUAAUGCCAAAGAGAAGAUUUAAUGCUGGCAGACUGAGUUGGGGGUGACAUGGUCAGAUCUGCACUUUAGGAAGAUCAUUUUGAUGGCUAAAUGGAAAAUGGACUGAAGUGGGUGAAGAGACUUAAGAUAUUUUCCAAGACUGAGCAUGGAUUACUUGGCUCACACUGGCACACUCAGCCUGGCUGCUGGAGUUGCCUGUGGCAUUUGUUUGGGCUGGGGCCUCAGAGUUCGAUUUGGGGUAAUCCCCAAGACCUCCAAAGUGAGUGGUUCCAACCCAGUGAAUAAGAAAAACCCAGAGGCUGAGAUAGAAGCCAGCAUCUUGGGAGAAAGUGGGGAAUUCAAGAUGAUUCUUGUUGUCCGCAAUGACUUGAAGAUGGGGAAGGGGAAAGUGGCAGCUCAGUGUUCUCAUGCUGCUGUUUCUGCCUACAAACAAGUGCAAAGGAGAAAUCCAGAGCUUCUGAAACAGUGGGAGUACUGUGGUCAGCCCAAAGUGGUGGUCAAAACUCCUGAUGAAGAAUCUCUGACGGAAUUGCUUACUCAUGCCAAAGUGCUAGGACUGACUGUGAGUUUAAUCCAGGAUGCUGGGCGUACUCAGAUAGAACCAGGCUCUCGGACUGUCCUGGGAAUUGGGCCAGGACCAGCAGAUUUAAUUGACAAAGUUACUGGCCAUUUAAAACUUUAUUGAGCUGAGUUUUGUAUGGUGGUGGGGUGCAAGUAUACUUAGACUCAGGCUCAUUUUGUUCUAACAAUAAAAGACAACCUGCCCUUUUAGUUUUUUAACUUCAGUGUUCUUGGGAUAAUAAUAAAGUUU
Gracilinanus agilis (Agile Gracile Mouse Opossum) is the source of this 951-nucleotide messenger RNA. It is a transcript of the gene PTRH2, whose product is annotated as peptidyl-tRNA hydrolase 2. The record is from RefSeq and is a predicted model, not a curated record. NCBI's taxonomy places the organism in Eukaryota, Metazoa, Chordata, Mammalia, Didelphimorphia, Didelphidae. Gene Ontology annotation, molecular function: peptidyl-tRNA hydrolase activity. Gene Ontology annotation, biological process: positive regulation of anoikis; negative regulation of anoikis. Gene Ontology annotation, cellular component: cytosol; mitochondrion. Bases 286 to 825 code for a protein of 179 amino acids. The transcript has 2 exons.